GCCUCUACCAAACAGUUGAGAUGAUAAUUCAAAAUGAUUCAACUUUUAAUGGAUGAUUUUUCAGCUGCAAGAUUCAAGUUGACAUAAAGGCUGGCUGCUAUUAGAACUCACCUACUGAUGCCAUGAAACUGAAGGAGCUUGAGAGUUGUCUUCAGCAAGUAGAUGGAUUUGCAGAGCCAAAGAUCCUGCUGGAACAGUACCCCACCAGUCCCCAUAUAGCAGGAUGUAUGCUGUACACCAUCCACAACACAUUCGAUGACAUUGAGAAUAAGCUGGUUGCUGAUUUGGGCUGUGGAUGUGGAGUACUCAGUAUAGGAGCUGCAGUGCUGGACGCAGGAUUGGCCGUCGGAUUUGACAUUGACGACGAUGCACUUGACAUCUUUAAACAAAAUGUGGAAGAAUUUGAGCUGCCGAAUAUUGACAUGGUCCAGAUUGACAUCUGUUCUGUCGGAUCAUUAUAUGAGAAGAGAUUUGACACGGUGAUCAUGAACCCUCCAUUCGGCACAAAACACAAUCAAGGUAUAGAUAUGCAGUUCUUGAAAACUGCUAUUUCUAUGUCAAGAGGAGCUGUUUACUCACUUCAUAAGACAUCAACACGGGAUCAUAUACAGAAGAAGGCAAAUGACUGGAAAGUGAAAAUGGAAGUGAUUGCAGAGCUUAGGUACGACCUGCCAGCAUCCUAUAAAUUCCACAAAAAGAAAUCGGUUGAUAUUCAGGUGGACUUCAUUCGAUUUACUCCUUCAUGACACUUGGGGCAGACGAUCUUCACCAUGACGAUUAUGUAUGCCAUAAAUGUAUUUAAGAAUAUUACAUUCUUAUUCCAGGACUCUGCUAUAAAUAUAUUUGAAUAUUCUGGACAUUUCAGUAUAAAAUGGAAGUGUAAGAAAUACAGGAACUAGUCGGUUUGUUUCCUCUGACCUCCUCUAAUGGGAGUGAAACAUGUUUUGUAAGUAUUUAUCAUCAAGUAUUGAUAAUAAUUAAGCAAAGUAUUAUGAAUAAAGCAAAACCCUGUGAUUGUUUUUAUAUUAAAAUUUAUU
Trichomycterus rosablanca is the source of this 1037-nucleotide messenger RNA. It is a transcript of the gene mettl5, whose product is annotated as methyltransferase 5, N6-adenosine. The transcript is spliced from 8 exons. The coding region runs from base 123 to 746 and encodes 207 amino acids. Gene Ontology annotation, biological process: rRNA methylation. NCBI's taxonomy places the organism in Eukaryota, Metazoa, Chordata, Actinopteri, Siluriformes, Trichomycteridae. Gene Ontology annotation, molecular function: nucleic acid binding; rRNA (adenine-N6-)-methyltransferase activity. The record is from RefSeq and is a predicted model, not a curated record.